Molecule: messenger RNA, 3897 nt
Organism: Pochonia chlamydosporia 170
Lineage: Eukaryota; Fungi; Ascomycota; Sordariomycetes; Hypocreales; Clavicipitaceae
Product: IKI3 family protein
Exons: 4
Coding region: 1-3897 (1298 amino acids)
Biological process (GO): tRNA wobble base 5-methoxycarbonylmethyl-2-thiouridinylation
Cellular component (GO): cytosol; elongator holoenzyme complex
Molecular function (GO): tRNA binding; protein binding
Source: RefSeq, a predicted model, not a curated record
AUGCGCAAUCUUCGCAACGUCCGCUUUGGGCGGUGGAGCCAUCCCGAUAUCACAUCUGCUUGCUGGGACCCUGAGAAGGAUGAAGUACUUUGCACCGUUGGUCCGACGGCGGAGAGCUCGAAUAUCGAGCUGGUGAGGGUUUCUGAGAAUGACACUACAUCACACACAUCAAUAGCAAGCUGGGAUGCUCCCAGUCCAAGUCCAGACUUGCCGGUAGAUAGAGUUGUCAACAUCCAGCAUAUCAGUGGCUCAGGAACGACGUGUCUAGUCCUGGAAGGCGGAGACAUCAUCACAGUCCAGGAGGACCAAUUCUCAGACAAUGGAGCUCACAUCGAAAUCAUGGGAUCGAUUGACGCCGGUAUCUCCGCCGCGCGAUGGUCUCCUGACGAGGAACUGCUACUUGUGACCACCAAGGCAAACACAGUCAUCUUCAUGGGCGCCACGUUCGACCCCGUCGCCGAAGUCACCAUGACAGCAGACGACCUCAAAGCCUCCAAGCACGUCUCCGUCGGCUGGGGCAAAAAGGAAACCCAGUUCCAGGGCCGAGGUGCCAAAGCCCUUCGUGACCCAACCAUUCCCGAAAAAGUCGACCAAGGUCUGCCCAGCGUGCAUGAGGAUGCUGCGACAACCAUUAGCUGGAGAGGCGACGGUGCCUACGUGGCAAUCAACUCAGUCCAGGAAGGGAGCAGACGAGUCGUCCGCGUUUAUUCUCGAGAGGGCGAGCUGGAUAGCGCUAGUGAGCCGGUCGAUGGCCUUGAAGGCGCACUUAGCUGGAGGCCCUCUGGGAACUUGAUGGCGGGUAUUCAACGACUAACUGAUCGGGUCGAUGUUGUGUUCUUUGAGCGAAACGGCCUUCGUCACGGACAGUUUACUCUUCGAUCUCCUGGAUCGUCCGUCUUGUCUCACGAAAAGAUUUCCCUGGAGUGGAACUCAGACUCAACUGUACUCGCUGUUAUUCUCAAAGAUAGCGUGCAGCUCUGGACCAUGGGCAACUAUCAUUGGUACUUGAAGCAGGAAAUCCCCAUCACCGCCGGAUUUUCGUGCCUAGCUUGGCAUCCUGAGAAGGCAUUACGGUUUGCCUCUGCGUCAUCAUCUGAGACGGUCAUCGUCGAGGAAGCCUUCUACACAGCCAGAGGCUCAUGCUUGCCGCCACAUGAUAUUGGCGCCGUGGCAGUCAUCGACGGGGAAACCGUCAAACUCACUCCCUUCAGAACGGCUAAUGUACCGCCGCCCAUGUCUCUAUUCAAUAUCGCUGCCGAAUCAUCAGUGGUGGACGUUGCCUUUGGACGACAAAACUCUUCAUUCGCUGUGCUACACCGAAAGGGUGUCGACGUCUACGAGUGGCCCAUCAAGAACGGCCGCGCUAUAAAACCUAGCCUCAAGUCGAAAAUUCCAUUUUCCUCUGCCGGUAUCUCAGACGGACAAGUUCCGCUACGCAUCGUAAGCACUGCAGAGGGCCACUUUCGCUGCUUCGUAUCGCCGGGAGAUUCAGACGUGGUGCAUUUUGCAAUCGACGCCAAUGGCGGGACGAUGGACAUUAUUGACAGCCAAGACGCCAUCGUAUCCACGUCAACUUACGAAGAUGAAAACUCGUUGGAAGCGUACGGACAGGACAUGUCCGGCAACUUAUACAAGCUUUCCGAGACGGCAACCGACCUGCUUCCAAUCCAAUUCCCUGUCCACCUGCCCUGGUUUGAAAUUGUCAAAGUUGAUGGCGAGAUUACUGCCUUUGGAUUAUCAAGGAAUGGUCACAUAUACGCCAAUUCACGAAUGCUAGCCAAAAACUGUACAUCCUUCGUCCUCACACCCAGUCAUCUCAUCUUCACUACGAGCAACCACUUUGUCAAAUAUGUGCACCUGGUUCCCAAUGUCGAAGAACUUGAAGUGCCCGAGGACGACCCUGAGAAAGAUGAGCGAUGCCGCAGCGUAGAAAGAGGCUCGCGUCUUGUCGUCGCCAUCCCUACAAACAUGAGUAUUGUGCUUCAAAUGCCUCGAGGAAACGUCGAGACCAUAUUCCCUCGCGCCAUGGUCGUCGCUGGUAUUCGAAACUUGAUAGACGAGAAGAACUACUCACGCGCGUUUGCGUACUGCCGCACCCAACGUGUUGACAUGAACAUCUUGUACGACCACCAGCCGGCACAAUUCUUGGCUAAUGUAGGCUUGUUCCUGGAUCAGUUAAACGACCUGACGUAUAUCGACCUCUUCCUCUCAUCGCUCAGGGAGGAGGACGUCACCGAAAUCAUGUACAAAGACACCAAGAAACUGCGAGCUCAAGCUGCCGAACCUCCCACUCCAACCAAGUCAUCUUCCAAAGUCAACACCGUUUGUGACGCUAUUCUCAGGGGCCUCCAAUCCCGCAAGGCCACCAACCUCCAAAACAUCAUCACCGCACACGUCUGCAAAUCGCCACCAGCACUAGACGACGGCCUCACACUCGUCUCCGAACUCAUGCAAGAAGACGAAAAGGUAGCCGAAAAGGCAGUCGAACACAUCUGCUUCCUCGUCGACGUGAACCGGCUGUACGAGAACGCCCUCGGCCUCUACAACCUCGACCUGGCGCUCCUCGUCGCGCAGCAAUCCCAGCGCGAUCCCCGAGAAUACCUCCCCUUCAUCCAGAACCUCCAUGUCCUCCCCGAGCUGCGGCGCAAGUUCCAAAUCGACGACCACCUGGCCCGUCGCUCCAAGGCCCUCUCCCACCUACACGCGCUGGACGUCUUCGACGAAUUCUGCACCUACACCACCAAGCACGCCCUCUACCAAGACGCCCUCCGCAUAUACCGCUACGACCAACCCCGUCUCCAAGCCAUCACCAACCUCUACGCCGCACACCUCGAAUCCAAAUCCUCCUACCGCGAAGCCGGUCUCGCGUACGAAUCCCUCAAGAACUACGCCAAAGCAACGUCCUGCUACCGCGCAUCCGGCGCGACUUGCUGGCAAGAAUGCCUCUACACGGCACAGCAGCAAAACCCGCCCCUAUCGCCCGAAGCAAUGACCGACCUGGCCACCACGCUCGCCGACGCCCUCUACGAAGCAAAGGACUACUCCGCAGCCGCAACAAUCCACCUCGAGCACCUGUCCUCCCUCGAAACAGCAAUCAAAUGCCUCUGCAAGGGCUACCACUUCGCCGAAGCGAUGCGCCUGGUCGUCCAAAACUCGCGCCCCGACCUCCUCGACUCCGCCAUCGACACUGGCCUCGCUGACGCACUCUCCAGCACGACCGACUUCCUCGCCGACUGCAAGGGCCAACUCCUCGCACAGGUCCCCCGCAUCGCCGAGCUGCGCCGCAAAGCCAUCGAAGAUCCAUUGUCCUUCUACGAGGGCGAACGACCAGGCGGUGUCGACAUCCCCGACGACGUCUCCAUCGCGGCAAGCUCCCGUGUUUCCACGUCAGCCUCCCUAUUCACGCGGUACACCGGCAAGGCAGGCAGCGUUGGUACCGUCGGCACAGGCGUCUCCCGCGCCACGAGCAAGAACCGCAAGCGCGAGGAGAAGAAGCGUGCGAGAGGCCGCAAGGGAACCGUCUACGAGGAGGAGUACCUCGUCAAUAGUGUGAGGCGACUCAUCGAGCGUGUGAGCGGCACAAAAUCCGAGGUAGAGCGUCUUGUGUUCGCCCUCGUGAGGAGGGGUAUGGCCGAACGGGCGAGAGCAGCGGAGGCACUCAUGAACGAUGUAGUGGAGGCGUGUCACAGGGCCAUUGAGGAUGUAUUUGCUGUUUCUGCGGUCAACGACGAGCAACAGCAGCAGCAGCAGCAGCAGCAGCAGGCAGAUGAUGUGGGAGAAUAUUCGUGGAAAGCUACCGGUGGGGAUGCCGUCUUGCAGGAAUGGAUGGAAGGUCGGGCCAAGAAGCAGGAAGCGCCUGUUAUUACGGCCCUACAAAAGUUGACUUUGCUAGGUUGA